GUUACCCGGUAGAUAUAUCGAGUGCAACCCAGGAAGCUGACUUGUGUUUACUUCGUGUAGCAUACAGUCUGUUAACAGAAAUGGCAGACGAGUCUCUGUUUGACUUUCUCCAUAUGGAGAUCGUGUCACAUAUUUACAAGGAGCAGCAAUCCAGUAAAGAAGAGAUGGACAACAAGGACAGGGCUGUCUGUGUCUCUGUCCUUGAAAGCAUGGGCUUCAGGGUAGGACAAGGACUCAUUGAGAGGUUGACCAGGGACUCUCCCAGCUUCAAAGAUGAGUUGGAUGUAAUGAAGUUUGUCUGUAAAGACUUCUGGACGAAGGUGUUCAGGAGGCAGGUUGACAACCUCAGAACAAACCAUCAGGGUACGUAUGUCCUGCAGGACAACAAGUUUUCUCUGCUGACUCAGCUCUCCAAUGGAAAACAGUACCUUGAUCAGGCUCCUAAGUACCUUGCUUUUUCAUGUGGCAUUGUGAGAGGAGCUCUGUCUAACCUUGGUCUGGACAGCGUGGUGACAGCUGAGGUCUCUGUUAUGCCGUCCUGUAAAUUCCAAGUGGUGGUCCAGAAGUUGUGAUCUGAACUCCCGUGCUACCCUGGAGCUGCUGAACAGGGCCAUGUGGGGUUCUCUUAAUUCUAAAGAGAGGAUAUUAGUUCCUGUCCAACCACAGAGGGAGUCACACGCCACCCUAAUUUACUCACCCGGUCAAACAGGACUAGCCAGGUUCUGCUGACAACCAGAGCAGUUGCAAUGUUGAGUGCCCAAAUGUAGAGGUCUGACUAAGAAAUAUUUGAACAUGAAAAAGAAUUUAGGAUAAGACAUCAACCACCAUACCAUCUCUUUUAGCAUCUAUCCAAAUAGUAGCUAGUGAGCCUUUUGGCACAUCAGAUUCAUUAUGAACCACCUGUUCCUCUGCAGACACACAGAACCUGUACCUGGUUCCUGGUGCUUUGUUCUGCCUUGGAGCAGAUUGCCUUUAGGAGCUGACUGUCUCAUGCAUGCUGGUGGUCUUUUAAAUUCCAGUUCAUUUGAAGGCAAAAUGCAAAUCUAGAAUGAGUCAUUCAUACAGGACUUUUAGUUUAAUUAUGUUCUAUUAUUAGAUGUGAUAACAGUUCCUGAGAACCACUCAAACUGAACAGAUUAUAAUUUUUUUUUUGUACCAAGAUGUAAAUGUUUUUUACAGCAUUGAUAUGAGUUGUAUGUAGUGUUGAUAUUUUCCUCGCAUACAGUAAACUGCAACAUGGAUUUAUGGGUUACAUUUGUUGAUGUUACUUUGUUUUGUAUAAAAAAUCUCCUCAAAUAUGAAUACUAAAACAGCUUA
This is a messenger RNA of Anarrhichthys ocellatus (wolf-eel), 1317 nucleotides long. It is a transcript of the gene trappc6bl, whose product is annotated as trafficking protein particle complex subunit 6B, like. The transcript has 7 exons. The record is from RefSeq and is a predicted model, not a curated record. The coding region runs from base 81 to 572 and encodes 163 amino acids. Lineage: Eukaryota; Metazoa; Chordata; Actinopteri; Perciformes; Anarhichadidae. Gene Ontology annotation, cellular component: cis-Golgi network; trans-Golgi network; TRAPP complex. Gene Ontology annotation, biological process: endoplasmic reticulum to Golgi vesicle-mediated transport; regulation of GTPase activity.